CCACUCCCCCUGCUUAUGUUCCUUCUCUCGCUGUGUCUCUCUGUCGAAUAAAUAAAAUCUUUAAAAAAAAAAGAAAGAAAGUCCCACCUCCUUCAGCAUCAGAAAAUGCAGGGAAUUCUUUACACAAAAAUCUUGACUUAACACCGAAGAACACACCAGGCCGAGGUUUUAUGAGUUCAGCAUAUAGCAAGGCCUUUGUUAGAAAGUCUUGCUUCGUCGGUCACCAGAAAAUGCAGGCUGGAGGAAACUUUACAAGUGCAGCUAAAGUGGGGAAGUAUUUAGGUACAAACAAAUCUCAUUAAGCAAGGCGUGUGUGCAGGGAAUGUGGGAAAUUCUUUAGCCAAGACUCCCAACUCAUUCAGCAUCUGGGAAAGAAUGAACUGUGAGUAGAGCAGAUGGGGAAAGAUGUCAGCCAAAGUGUGUUCUAAAUUAGCAUUGGAAAAAAAACUAGUACAUAGUUUUGUUUUAAAAGUUGUGGUAAAAUACACAUCACAUGAAAUUUGCCAUCUUGUUUUUAAGGGUACGGGUUCAGGAAUGUUAAGUACAUUCACCUACAAUGGAUAUCUGUAACUUUUCAUCUUGUUAAACUUAAAUCCAUUACCCAACUCGCCGUUUUCCCCUUCCCUCAGUCCCUUGAAACCCACUGUUCUAUUUCAUAUAGCAUACUAUCCUCGUCAAGUUUCAUCCAUGCUGUAUGUUGUGUGUUAAUCUGUCUGAAUUUCCUUCUCUUUAAGGUUGAAUAGUAUCUCAUUGUAUGUGUAUGGCACGUUUUCUUUAUCCAUUCAUCUGUCCAUGGACCAUGAGUUGUUUCUACCUCUUUUGGGUAUUAUGAAUACUACUAUGGGCACGCUUAUACAAAUAUUUCUUUCAGACCUUACUUUCAUUUCUUCAGCACCUUGCUUUCCAACUAUUUUUGCAUAUAUCCCCCAAAAGUAGAAUUGCUGGACCAUAUGGUAAUAUGGUCAUUUUUUUUGAGGAAGUUUUCCAUAAUGCUGGUACCAUUUUACAUUACUGCUGUGUGUGAGGUGUCCAGUUUCUCCUCAUCUUUUUCUGUGUCUCAGUGUUCAUAAGCCCCCUUUCCCCAUGUGGUAAGUCACUUUUUUUUUUAAUUUUAUUUAUUUUUGACAGAGCACAAGCAGGGGGAGUGGCAGGCAGAGGGAGAGGGAGAAGCAGACUCCCUGCUGAGCAGAGAGCCUGAUGUGGGGCUCGAUCCCAGGACCCCGGGAUCAUGACCCGGGCCGAAGGCAGACGCUUAACGACUGAGCCACCCAGGUGCCCCACUCUUUUAUCGGUCUUAGGAUCCAAGAAAGAAUGUAAGGGUUGGAUAUAAUUAUCAGCUUUUUUUUUUUUUAAGAUUUAUUUGAGAGUGAGCACAAGUGGGAGGAGGGAGAGAGGGUCAAGCAGACUUCCUUGGGAGCUGGGAGCUGGAGGCAAGCUGAUCCCAGGACCCUGAGGUCAUCAUGACCUGAGCCAAAGUCAGAUGCUUAACAGACUGAGCCCCUCUACCUUGUUUCUAAUAGAAAAACUCCAGUUGAUUCUGAAGUUUCAGUCUAACGUGUACCUGAAAAGCAGUAAGACAGUGUUUUAGAUCUCAGCUGUGGGUGGAUGCACUUUGUGUGUGAGUAACCAUUUGUAGUUUGGGGGAACAUCUGAAAUCAUACGUAUGUCUCAGUACAUUUGUGUGGUCAGCACAGACGACAUUCCAUGGAAAUCUGGGUGUGACCCAACAAGCUGGAGCCCCGCCCCUUCCUCAAAACCUGCAGCCAUCCCUAACAAGCGCCUUUCUUGGUGUGGCUGGGCAGUUCCUGAGGUCAGGAAUGGAGACCCUCGUGGACCCUCUGGCUCCGUCAGAACUACAUUACCCGGAAGGCAGUGCGCCGUGCGUCCCCUUUACUGGGCCAAUGAGGGCUCAGGAGAGGCACUUCCGUCCUAAGCACCGCAUCUGGGCGGGCCUUCCGGCGUUGGCCCUCAGCGACAUCUUGUAAAGUUGGUUCUCUCCAGCGGUCGGAAGCUUUGGAUGCUGGGCCUCCCUGAGGUAACGGGAGGAGCGACGGGCUGCGCCGGCUGCUCUGAGAUUCAACAUAGCUGUCGCCGGGGCUGAAGACUGCGGUGCCACGCUCCUCCCCGCGGCUGCCGUGGCGAUUCCAGUUCGGGUUCUGCUUUCAGCAGAAGCACUUAUGGACCCUGCACCGGGCUCUGUGACCUUUGAAGAAGUGGCUGUGUACUUUUCCCAGGAGGAAUGGAGGCUUCUUAACGAGGCUCAGAGACACCUGUACCGUGAUGUGAUGCUGGAGGUCUUUGCACUUGUUGCAUCACUGGGUUGUGGGCGUGGAACAGAGGAUGAGGCAACAUCUUCUGAGCAGAACGUUUCUGUAGGAGGGUCACAGAUAAAUUCUACCCAGAAGGCCUACACCCAGGAACAUGGCCUGGACUCAGAAAGUGAUUUGCAUUCACCAUCACCUUCUGAGUGCCUGGCAACAAAUCCUGGCCAGAAACUGUGUGGGACACAGAGGAAAGUUCACCAGCAUCAGAAGCAGCACAGUGGAGAGAAACCCCUCGGAAGAAACGCGAAGAGCUGUGUAACGCACAUGCCAAGGAAGCCCUUCCCUGAGAGCUCAGGCCUUCUCCAGCACCAGCUCAUUCACAGCCAGGGGCCACCACCUAAGGACACCAGCUGUGCAGAGCUUUUUCGCAACAGACAAAAGCACUAUAAGUGCAGUGAAUGUGGGAAAGCCUUCUGUCGCAGAUACAGACUUGCUCAGCAUCAGAGAGUCCACACUGGAGAAAGGCCUUAUGAGUGCAAUGAGUGUGGGAAAACCUUCAGCUACAAACACAUACUUGUUCAGCACCGGAGAGUCCAUACUGGAGAGAGGCCUUAUGAAUGCAGCGAAUGUAGUAAAGCCUUCAGUAACAAACCCACACUUGUUCGGCACCAGCGAAUUCACACUGGAGAAAGGCCUUAUGAAUGCAGCCACUGUGGGAAAUUCUUUAGCCAAAGCUCCAGCCUUAGUGAACAUCAGAGAAUUCACACUGGGGCACGGCCUUAUAAAUGUAGUGAGUGUGAAAAAUUCUUCACCUCCAACUCCAACCUGAUUAAACAUCGGAGAGUGCACACAGGAACAAGGCCUUAUGAAUGCAGUGAAUGUGGGAAAUUCUUUAACCAAAGUCCCAGCCUCAUUAAACACCAGAGAAUUCACACUGGUGAAAAGCCUUAUGAAUGUAGUGAAUGUGGGAAACUCUUUAGCCAAAGCUCCACCCUCAUCAAGCACCAGAGAGUUCACACUGGAGUAAGGCCUUAUAAGUGCAACGAAUGUGGGAAACUUUUUAGCCAAAGCUUUGGCCUCACUCAACACCAGAGAGUUCAUACUGGAGAAAAACCCUAUGAGUGCAGUGAAUGUGGAGAAUUCUUUAGCCAGAGCACGCAACUUACUCAACACCGAAAAGUUCACACCCCAGAAAGCCCUCAUGAGUGCAGCAACUGUGGCAAAGUCUUCAGCCAAAGGUCUGCUCUGAUUGACCACCAGAAACUUCACAGCCCAGCUAGACCUUACAAGUGCACCGAAUGUGGGAAAGCCUUCAGCCGGAGGUCUAACCUUAUUCGACACCAGAAAGUGCACACCGGAGAAAGGCCUUUCAGUGGAGGUGGAGAUAGCAGGGAAUGAGCCCGGUGUUUAACACAGGAACAUACCACAGAAGCCUACCACCACCACAUGUCUGAACACGCCGGUCAUAGGGAGCCAUGUUGUUCUUUCUAACCUGUCCAGGACCCUUGCCACAUUUGUCACUGCAAGUUUCUUUGGUGGGUGUCCCAACUUUGUAUGCUUCAGUGGGGAUAGAUUGUAUCAUGGCACGGGCUAGCGGUCACUCUGGUUUUGGCCUGAUUUACAUUGCAACCCCAAAGCCGCCUAGGAUAGACUACAGGGCAGUGCUUUUUGUGUGACUAAUCUUGUAAUCCAGAUGUUGGGGUUUUCUGUGGGUCUAGAGGUCUCCCUGAGAGGACAGUUGUAAGAAUCAUGUGUUUUUUGAUUCAGCUUCUCUUUUUCACCUUGGAGGUCACAUGAUGUCCCCAGGUCUCUCGGGUCCCAAGAGAGAGCCAUGUUUGGAAGGCUGGUCUCCCUGACUCCAGGCAUCAGGUAGGAACCGCAUUCAGUACAAAAACACUGGGGGCAGUAGGCAGUGAGGAAAAAAACCAGCAAACUGGAGGGACUGUGAUGCUUACACGUUCCAGGGAUCAUGGCUGGUUUACAGUAAGGUUCUUGCAGAAAUUCUGAGGCCCUUAAAAGCUAACUGCUCCUCUUGCUCUCCAAGUUAAAGAAAGGUGGGGGGAAGGGAUAGUUGAAAACAGAACUAGAAGCCCAGACCCCCAAAGGCAGUAGGUAUGUGAUUUUUAUGACCAACGGAGACUUGGGCUCCCUGUUUCUUUGGACCUAUCCAGGUGAGCUCCAGUGGAAUUGCUUGCCCGCUAGUACACAGCAGAGCUCCCCCUCAUGCUAGAGGUGCAGCUAUCGAACCUAGGGUUGCCAAAUUCCUACUUUUCCCGAAGAGAGGUUCGGAUUUUUAUGUGAAACCAUUUCUGCUUGGCAUGCAAUAUACUUAUUAAAAUGUACUUUGUAAGGUCACUUAAUAAUGGGUGUGCACAAAACAAAAAUGCAACACCUGGUACACUAGUAAAAUUUUAACCAUAAGUAUUUUCAUCUUUUAAACCUUUUUCUGUCUGGCCUCCCAGGCAAAUACUAUUUUGUGUUCUCUAGAAUUUGACAUCAUUGGAAUCUUAAUGUGGGUACCAAUCUUUUUUUUUUUUUAAGAUUUUAUUUGACAGAGAAUGAGAGAGAGCACGAGAGGGAAGAGGGUCAGAGGGAGAAGCAGACUUCCUGCUGAGCAGGGAGCUCUAUGUGGGACUCGAUCCCGGGACUCCAGGAUCAUGACCUGAGCCGAAGGCAGUUGCUUAACCAACUGAGCCACCCAGGCGCCCAAUGUGGGUACUACUCUUAAAGUUGGCUUCUUAAGGGUACAUAAUACACUGUUAUUUGUUCAUCCAUUCACCUAACAAAUGGGUUUUCUGGUUUGUGUCCUGGGGCUGUCACAGGUAAGCUUACUGUGAACAUACAAAUCCUCUCAAAAUGGGUUUUGAUACAGCUAGCAGUGCAAUGCCUGAGUCUCUAAAGUGCUCGUGGUUACUCUGGUUUUUCUGUCCUCACCAAUUGAAACGUGGUCACCUUUGUUCCAGUCUUUUUGUCAUUAAUGGUUUUAAAAGGUGUGUUUAAAAGGUGUGUAGUGGUAUGUCACCAUGGUUGAAUUACGCAUUUCCCCUAACAAAUUCACAGUUUGCCACCUGUACCUCUCCCUUGCGUAAAUAUUUGCCAAUUCCAGUUGCUCUGAGUGCUGAUGAAGACAAAAAAAAGUGUUGGAACUGUGCUAGUGCAAUAAAAAUUAAAAAGGAAACCAAUUAACUUUCAGUUGUUUGUGCUGUUGACAGUGUGAUGGCCACAUACACUUUAAGGUUAGUUCUGCGUAUAAAAAUGUUUUUAAAUCUUUCCCAAUUUCCAGCUGUGAGCAUGAAAGUUGCCCACCAAAAUGUGCCUUUAGAAGAAACGGGCAGUACGUUGGCAUUAGCCAGGAGUUCAAGGGCAUACUCAGGUCUGCCCCAGAGUCCUUUCCUCAGCCCUUGCCUCUGAAAGCUGUGGAGAGUUUCAGAACUUGUUUAAGUAGUUAAAUAGAGCUGCUAAGAGCUUUCCUCUCUUUCCAUCCCCCCAACUGUCUACACCCCUCAGCAGUGAUUAGAGAAAUCCCCUGAAGAAACCACUGAUUUUGACCCAUGACGCAUUAGAACUGUGCUGUUCAGUUGGUAAUCACUAGCCAAAGGUGACUGUAUAAAUAAAAAACUCAGUUUGUCAGUUGCAUUAGCCACAUUGUGAGUAUUCAUGUGGCUAGUAGCUUCUGUAUUCAGUAACAGAGAUAAUGGAACAUUUCCAUCAUCACAGAAAGUUCUGUUGGGCAGCAGUGCAUUAGAAUAUUUUCAUGCUGUCCUUACUCAAAUCAGUUCAUUUUUGUUAGAGAAUGUGGAUACCUUAAUUUGAUGGGUCAUAAUGUUCCAUGGAACUUCUUGAAGAUACAAUUGUAUAUGUUCUUUUUAUUUUUCAUAACUCCCACUGGUCCUUUUCAGUUUCCUAUAAAGUUUGUUGUUUCCAGAAAAAAAAAAAAGGGCAGUAAAUGGUCUGUUUUCAGCAACUACUGCUACACAAACAUAGCAAAUAGUAAAAUGCACUCAUGUAUCAAAGGGAUGAGUUUUAAAGAUAUUACUAUGCAAAUAAAGGAUUAAAUCAAUUUAAACUUCAAAUAAAUUAAGUUC
Zalophus californianus (California sea lion) is the source of this 6349-nucleotide messenger RNA. Its product is annotated as zinc finger protein 501-like. Lineage: Eukaryota; Metazoa; Chordata; Mammalia; Carnivora; Otariidae. The record is from RefSeq and is a predicted model, not a curated record. The coding region runs from base 2178 to 3662 and encodes 494 amino acids. Gene Ontology annotation, biological process: regulation of transcription by RNA polymerase II. Gene Ontology annotation, molecular function: DNA-binding transcription factor activity; RNA polymerase II cis-regulatory region sequence-specific DNA binding. The transcript is spliced from 4 exons.